This is a messenger RNA of Paramuricea clavata, 720 nucleotides long. The record is from the annotation of a GenBank genome assembly. NCBI's taxonomy places the organism in Eukaryota, Metazoa, Cnidaria, Anthozoa, Malacalcyonacea, Plexauridae.
AUGUGGUGCCUUAUUCAAAAUCUGCCUCUAAUGAUUGGCGACUUAGUUCCAGAAGGCAAUGAACAUUGGGAACUACUCCUAAUUCUACUUGAGUGUAUGGAUUUUAUCUUCAGCCCAGAAGUUACUGUUGAGGAAUCCUUUUUUCUGAAACAACUAAUUAAAGAUCAUCACAGUUACUUUUUGCGCUUGUAUCCAAAUAGUCAUUUGAAGCCAAAACACCAUUUCAUGACCCACUACCCCAGCCAGAUCCAUCAACUAGGUCCACUGAUGCUUGUGGAGCUUGUUGACAGAGAUGUGGAAAUAGGGACUGGAUCUACUACCCUAGUUGUUUCUCUAGAAAGAGCACAGUUCUUGAGCAGAGCAAUUGGCGUUGAUCUUCUGAGUGAAAUUUUUGUUGCUAAGUGGGUAACUGUGAAUGGGAUCAAAUAUUGCAAAAACACUCUAGUAAUCAGUGCAAAAUCAGAGGAUUCUUUCCCCAUCUUUGAACUAAUUGUCUACAUUCUAUGUAUGGGAACAAAGAUAUCAUUUAUAACUGCCCCCUGGCAGACUGUCAAGUUUGAUCGCCAUACUCACACAUAUGCUGUUCAACCAGCUGUCAAUCCAAUUUGGUCUGUCAUCCCAGUUGAAAACUUAUAUGAUCAUCAAGCAUACCAUGCUUCAAAAUCUUAUAAAGAAGGGGAACAUUUAAGUUAUGUUUCCUUACGCUAUAGGAUAAAUUAA